AAGAAUCGGUGGAGGUAAAUAUAAAUGGCUCUUUUAAAAUUUUUUUGGCGUUAAUAUGAGCAUUGACACCACUUGAAUAACCAAGCAAUUAACAAUGGCGGACCUUCCAGACGAACUAUGGCGGAUAAUCCUGGAAAUAGGAGUCAAAACCUUAAAAAUUUCCAACGACAAUGGUUUGAGCUUCAAAGACUUGUGCUGCAUCGCAAUCUCUUGUAAACGCCUUCAUCGCAUAGCCAACGAACCCUCGCUUUGGUCCUCUUUGCUCUCCGUCGACUUCCCUCUUCGCCUCACCAACAACAAUUCAUCGUCUUCCUCUUCGUUUUCCCCCAAAUCACUCUAUAAAUCUUGGUAUGAGAAAGAUAAGGCGAAAAGGAUAGCGGCACAUACACGAGUUGUGCUAAGGAUUGAGAGUCGGAUUGCUGAACAUUCUAGAAAGCUUGAGGAAUUGCGAACGCGUAGGCUUGAAGAGACUGACAGAAUGAAGGCGGUCGCUUCGGAAUUGUCGAAUUUGCAUAAGGUCAGGCAAGCUUCUGUAGCUUUAAAUGUGUGGCAGCCAGAGGUUGUUCGGGGAAGACAGAAACAAAUAGUGGAGCAAUGUGCUGUUCCUGUUGAUUCACGGAUCAAUGCGCUUAAGAUGGAGCUGAAGCUCUGUAAGCAGCAUGUUGUUGUGCAUGAGAAGACUUAUAGAGAUGAAAAACGAAGGCUUGAAGAAGCAAAGGAACAGCUAAAUUCCAAGAAGUAUCAUCCUUUGCAAAAUGUUCCUGUAACUGAGAGGAGAGUUGGUGAUCCUAGCAUUAAGAGGAAGAAGUUGAAAAGACAUAUCUCGGAUGAUGAACAAAGUUAAAAGGUAUAAGUCCGAUACUUUAUACAUGGUUGAUAGGCAGGAUGCUGCUGCUGGAAACUUACUGUAGGCUCUCUAGGUGGUUGUUUAGUCCACAGCAGGUUCUUUCAUACAUUGUAGAGUGCAAUGUGAAUGCCUAGGACCUCUGUGGAUGUAUAUGGAACUUAGCUUUGAAUUGGCCCGAAAGAAGCAUACUGUCUCCCAAAUUUCCAACAGCUUAAUCUGCAGCAAUGAGCUGAGGACUGUAGCCAUACAUUAUUUGAAUCUAGAAAGUCACUGCAGCCAUUGCUUGUUUAUGGUGGGGACAUGCAGGAAUACGGCAAACUUUAACCUGGAUGGUUGGAUUGGAUUGAUAAAGGAGAUGCCAACUGCAAAAGUAUGAAUCAUGAGCAGACUUACACUUAGAGUAGUUUGUUGUAAGAUUGGUGUUGAUAACUUUUGUUGUCUAACAACCUAUCUUAUGUUUCUAGUGUUGGUAGAAGGUUCCUCGAGGCCAACAAUUUCGCUCGACUUUACUUAGUAAUCCUCUUGGUUUGUUGAGUGUUCAUCUUGGCUCUUCAAAUGUAGGUUCUAAUCAUCAUUCCUUGCGAAUUGAUGAAACUUCGUACUCUAAUUCCCUGGUUUAAUUGAGAGUGAUAGUUUUGAUGGUCGUUCUUCCUUACACGCUGAAGCGUUCGUUUGUCUCAAUGUUCUCCGUUGAGCUAUGGAUACUUGAGGAUUCCUAUCAACUAGUUGGUGUUCUUCUUGGCAUUUCUAAUGCCCCUGCUAGUUUUGCCAGAAAUACAGCAUUUGGCUUCCUCUUUUUGCGAAGAUGGUGGCACAAGUGCAUUGGGCUCAUGUCAAUGCUGCAGCAGGUACAAGGAGAAGCUUCUUGGUUUUAAUUAAUUUUGUUUCCCGAAAGUGUAAUCAAAGAAAUGAGCAGAGAAGGAGAUGAGAGGCUGGAUUCGGAGACAACGGAUAAUGAUGAUCGAUUGAGCUCACUUCCGGACUGCAUCCUGUCUGACAUCCUCUCUAUACACUUGAUCUACUGCUGCUUCCUCCGUCUUGUCUUCGAGAUGGCGCUACCUCUGGACUCAAGUCUCUCGCCUGAUCAUCAGUCAAUACUCGAAUUUGGUGGAAAGCCUGGAAUAUUUCUUUUCUGCUGUCAACCACAGCUUACCUCGUCGAAAGUUCAUACAUCUGGUUUGUGUUUUGUGAAUAAGAAUCAAAUCAAGUGUCUUUUUUGAAUCUUGAUUCUCCACUAUUUGUUACUGGCAGCCGGCCUGAGCGAAUCGAGGUUAAUUUUUUCUGUUCCAUGUCAAAGUCGUUCUCACUACCAAUUUGUAUUUUGCAAUGUUCAUCUCUUGCAGAGCUCAAACUCGGUGGAACACAUCAUUUCAAUGCUCCUGAAUCCUGAUAUAGGGCUUUCCAAAUAUGAAGAAACUUUAUCUUUCGCCUGUUGGUGGUUAAAGAUUGUCAGGACUUUGCCAAAUUGAUCAAGUCUUGCCCACUAUUGGAAGAAUUAAAUAUUUCGUGUACAUCUUGGGAGGGUGAACAUUGUUUUCGUUACUUCAAAAGGCUGAGGAACUGGCUAUGACAUGGAAUAAGCCAAACUCUGUUCCUGCUUGUUUCUCGACUCGGCUAAAGACGAUAACAUUAAGAUGUCUAAGAGGAUAUAGUGAUGCUGAUGUUGAGAUGAUGGAAGCACUCUCAUUAAUGUGAUAGUAUUAGAGCUGCUUUGUAUUCAUGUUCUAGGACCACGUGAAACAAACACAUGGAAGAAUACCAGUUAUGUGAGAACUUGUUCGAUUGAA
Messenger RNA from Spinacia oleracea (spinach), 2634 nucleotides. Its product is annotated as F-box protein SKIP24. Bases 95 to 844 code for a protein of 249 amino acids. Lineage: Eukaryota; Viridiplantae; Streptophyta; Magnoliopsida; Caryophyllales; Amaranthaceae. Gene Ontology annotation, molecular function: protein binding. The transcript has 5 exons. The record is from RefSeq and is a predicted model, not a curated record.